This is a messenger RNA of Amphibalanus amphitrite, 2533 nucleotides long. RefSeq lists its product as uncharacterized. Lineage: Eukaryota; Metazoa; Arthropoda; Thecostraca; Balanomorpha; Balanidae. The record is from RefSeq and is a predicted model, not a curated record. The transcript has 2 exons. The coding region runs from base 307 to 1395 and encodes 362 amino acids.
UGUUGUGUUGUGGCGGCCUCCUGCCUGGCGGUACCGUGGGCUGUGAGCCACGUGCCGCGCUGCAGUUCACAGCUGCCGCCGGCUGGCCGCCGACCGGCAGUCACCGCGGCGCCGCUGAGCGUCUGGCAUUGCGUAUCGCUGUCGCUUAUGUGUUAAAUAUAACUGCUCUCACUGGAAGCCGACUCCACUCUUACUAACUGGCGUGGUGGCAGCGUUUUCCCACGUCCUCGAACAGUCGGCUCUCCAUUCUUUUGGCCAGUGAGCCUUGCUUUAAAGUGGCAUUGUAACGGCAGUUUAUUAAUCAGGAUGGCGGCGCGUGCUCCAAAGCAGUGGCCGCUGACUCGACACGAAACUAUUACGUCCUUUGAAAACUGGCGCCAGAACCUGGAAUGCACAUUGUCACUGGAUCCGAACUUCUCCAAGUUCCUUGAGAGGAGUGUCACCUGGACAAAGAAGACUGCUGACAACCCGCUUCGUGGCUUCACGGACGAUUCGGACUCUGUCCCGGAAUCGCUGCGGCUCACCGCCGUCCAACAGGCUGCCCAGCUGGAGCUGAUGCUCGGGCAAAUUGCCAAUUUUUGUCCCGUCAUUUCAAGGAACACGAUCGUCAAAAAUUCAACUAGCCUGUCCGCCAUUUGGCAAGCGAUUCGUCUACACUUCGGAUUUCAAUCGACCGGUGCACACCUGUUGGAUUUUGCUAGCAUUCGCCGCGAGCACGAUGAACGACCGGAGGACCUAUUUCAACGUCUGAUGGCGUUUGUGGAAGAUACACUUCUCACCACAGAUGCCGGCAUUUCCCACCACGGCGUGCUGCCCUCGACGAAUGAAGACAUGUCACCAACCCUGGAGAAUCUGGUAUGUCUCCACUGGCUAAGUCUCCUUCACACCGGUCUGCCCGCCCUGGUCAAGCAACGGUACGGACCGGAGCUACGCUGCCGCACACUGGCCUCUCUCAAGCCCGAGAUUAGUCAGUCCCUCGCGUCUCUGAUGGACGAACUGCGCUCUGCCGAAGAUGCCCAGGUGUUGCGCUCAGCCGCCGCCAGCUUCAGCCGCGCGCCCUCCCGGCCCGCACCCACGGCCGGCCGGACUCAGCCGCCUGCUGGAACCGCCGCCGGUCAGCCCCGAACCGCCGCGGCCGCCGGCCGAUCCGCCGCAGCCGCCGCCGCGGGCGGCGACCGCCGGACUCAGCGCCCGGCCCGCUCCUGUGCCCUGUGCAAGGCGGCCGGCCGCCCGGAGAGCGACUCCCACUUCCUGAGCCGGUGCCGCUUCCUGCCUGCGUCUGACCGACGUUCCAUGGCCGGUAUCCGACUGAUCGCCGGCUGUGAUGUCGACGCCGACUUCGACGAGCCUGAGGACGACGAUCCAGUAUCUCCCACUCCAGCGGACGAGCACUGAGGCCCUACAUCAGGCGGGCAUCAAGCUGGAGGUCGGCCGGGUUCAUAAUCCCAACAAGAACCCAUGCGCCGAACAUGCCAUCGGCGAGCUCCGUGGUGAGCUCAAACGCGCCCUUCCGGAGGGCGGCCCAGUCUCUUUGUCAGCUCUAGCCAUGGCCACUUCUCGAUUAAAUUCACGUCUACGCCGCGGCGGCCUGUCAGCCUUCGAGAGGCUGUUCUCCCGCGAUCAGUACAGCCAUACUGCCCUCAGCACCUCCGACCGCGAACUCAUUGCCGAGCAGCAGUCCUCCAGACUGCAGAACCAUCCGUAUGAUCACGUAUCCAAAGGUCGUACUCACAGUCACGUGCCUCCGUCAGUUAUCACACCCGGUGUGCUCGUGUACCAUGCUGGUGAUCGAGAUAAGGCUCAUGCUCGCCCUCGGUACCUUGUUACCAGUGUUGAUGGAGACUGGUGCCGAGUGCGAAAGUUCGCCGGCUCGCAGCUUCGCGCCAAGUCGUACAAAUUCCACGUGAGCGAAUGCUACACCGUGCCGACCACACCCGCGCCACUCGCUACCGCUCACUCUCUGUCUGCGUCUUCGUCCGAUGAGGACGAGCCCUGUCCCGUCACCACGCCGCCCCUGGGGUGUCCUGUCCCUGCGGAGAUCUCUGGCGGCGCCCUCUCCACGCCGGGUCACUCCCCUCCGGCGCAACCGCCGCCUCCCGUAGCGGCGCGACGUGAUAGGCGCAACAUUCGACUGCCCCGUAGGUACGAUGACUAUGUACUUGAUCCCUGGUAGCUCCGAUUACAUAUGUUUUUGUCUCGUUAGGUCUACACGCAUUCUUUUGUUUGUAUGCGCUUGUUGUUGCGUCUGUGUUCCGUUCGAACCGGUUUCGGUUCAGUUCUCUGUACAACUGUUGUUUCUGUAUAGUCAGGAGAAAGAAAAGGCAGUCACGCCAGUACCAGGCGGGUACUGUAAUUGUGUUGUGUUGUGGCGGCCUCCUGCCUGGCGGUACCGUGGGCUGUGAGCCACGUGCCGCGCUGCAGUUCACAGCUGCCGCCGGCUGGCCGCCGACCGGCAGUCACCGCGGCGCCGCUGAGCGUCUGGCAUUGCGUAUCGCUGUCGCUUAUGUGUUAAAUAUAACUGCUCUCACUGGAA